This is a messenger RNA of Eucalyptus grandis, 678 nucleotides long. RefSeq lists its product as hypothetical. The transcript has a single exon. The record is from RefSeq and is a predicted model, not a curated record. NCBI's taxonomy places the organism in Eukaryota, Viridiplantae, Streptophyta, Magnoliopsida, Myrtales, Myrtaceae. The coding region runs from base 1 to 678 and encodes 225 amino acids. Gene Ontology annotation, cellular component: plasma membrane.
AUGGAGCACCCAAACGCCUCUGGACCUUCAACCCUAUCACGCAGACUGUCAGGAUCUCGUUCUCUACGUUAUUCCCGACGUCCUCCCAACUCCAGGGCCUAUCGUGUAGUUCACUGCCUGACCACCUCGCUAAUCCUACUAACCGUCUUGGCCAGCGCUCUGUGCCUCAUCGCCUGGCUCACGCUCCAUCCCCACCCUCCUGUAUUCAGAGUCAACUCUCUCGCUGUGUCCGGAUUCAACAUCUCGAGCCCUCAGUUCACCCCCAGAUAUGAUCUUGAACUCGUCAUCACAAACCCGAACAAGAAGACGGUCCUCCUGAUUGACCAGUUUGGCUUUCUCGUUUCCUACAGGGGCAUCCCGCUCCUUAGGAGGGCCAUGGAUUCAACGAACGUACAGAUACUAGGCAACCGGAGUUCAGAGGUCGAGUUCGAGUUGGAUGUGCAGAAGCUGAACGACAAGAAGAGACGGAAGGUCCUUAGGGACAUCAGAGGGGAUUGGAGCAGAAGGGUGGUGAGCUUUCUGGUGAAGGUGGAUAUGAGGGUGGAGUUCAGAGCUGGGAGGUGGCUGAGCAGGCAGAGGUCGGUGGAGGCCUCUUGUAAGGAUCUGAGCGUUGAGUUUUUGCCUGGCAAGGAGACGGGGAAGCUCCCUGAUGGAGGGAGAAUCUGCUCUGUUUAUUGA